AUGAAUAUGCAGAAGACUGAAUAUAUGAAAGUAGGGGGAAAACACGAACAUGAAGAUCGUGAACUAUAUAUUAGAAAAAUAAAAAGAGCUACAAAUUAUAAGUACUUGGGAAGCGUCAUAAUGGAAGAAGGUAAUUCAAAAACAGGCAUUCAAAAUAGAGCUCAGCAGGGAAGAAGAGCAACUCAAGCGCUAAAUUCCUUGUUGUGGUCCAACGGUACUAAAAUAGGUACGAAAAUUAGAAUAUAUGAAGCAGUUGUGGAACCCAUCUUAACGUACGGUGCAGAAUGCUGGCAAAUGACGAAGAACGACAAGAAAGUUAUCGACAUGGUAGAAAUGGAUUUCUUGAGAAGAGCAUGCCAAGUGUCGAGAGUAGAACAAAGAAUGAACGAUGAGAGAUGGCCAAAAAGAGCACUAAAAUAUACCCCUAAAAACAGAAGGAAAAAAGGAAGACCUAUGACCUCAUGGAACGAUGGUAUAAGAAAUAUAAUGAAGGACAGAGCAAUUAAAGAAGAUGAGUGGAGGAACAAAGAUAAAUGGCCGUCGAAAUGUGGGAUGCGACAGAAGCUGUAG
This is a messenger RNA of Cylas formicarius (sweet potato weevil), 570 nucleotides long. RefSeq lists its product as uncharacterized. NCBI's taxonomy places the organism in Eukaryota, Metazoa, Arthropoda, Insecta, Coleoptera, Brentidae. The record is from RefSeq and is a predicted model, not a curated record. The transcript has 2 exons. Bases 1 to 570 code for a protein of 189 amino acids.